This is a messenger RNA of Dromaius novaehollandiae (emu), 4784 nucleotides long. It is a transcript of the gene ANGPTL5, whose product is annotated as angiopoietin like 5. NCBI's taxonomy places the organism in Eukaryota, Metazoa, Chordata, Aves, Casuariiformes, Dromaiidae. The record is from RefSeq and is a predicted model, not a curated record. The transcript is spliced from 8 exons. Bases 175 to 1347 code for a protein of 390 amino acids.
UCUACUGUGUAACUGGAGUGUGUUUUAUUAAAGGCAGGCACUAAAGGAGUGAUGUGUUGGCUGCCCUUCGUGCUGUGCACAUUCCCAAAUAGUGAGCUCAGGACUUUGGAGUGUGCAGUUCUUUCCACAGAAAUUCAAAAGCCGUCAAAGCGCUUGCAUUUCUUCAAGUAAAAGAUGAGCCAUCUUAGGGUAACUUCAUUUAUUUGUCUCAGUGUUUUUUUGUUUGGCUGGGGAGAGACUGUGAUAAGUAAUGUCAAACCUUGUCCAUUUAAGGGCACAAGGAAUGUUGGAGCUGUGGAAGGACCACUCAAGGCAGAAGAGAAAAAUAAAUCUGCAGAUAUUUCAAAACAAAAAGAACAAUGCCUUGUACCAUGUGAUGUUCAAGCUAAAAUUUUACGAGGGGAAAAACAUUACAUGUGCAGAAAUUUGCAAAACUCUCUUGUUGAAUAUGCAAGAAGUACAAAAAAAAUGAUAAGAAACAUGAUGGAUGAUCAACAGUCUUCUUUGGAUUACCUUUCUAAUCAGGUGAAUGAACUCAUGAGCAGACUACUUCUUUUGAAUUCACAAGUUUUAAGAAAGCAUUUAGAUCCACUUCCUUACAAAGCAGUUCAAUCUCAUGGAUUGGAUUGCACUGAUAUUAAAGAUACUGUAGGUUCAGUUUCAAAAACUCCAAGUGGUCUGUACAUUAUCCAUCCAGAAGGAUCAAAUUAUCCUUUUGAGGUUUUGUGUGACAUGGAUUUUCAAGGAGGUGGAUGGACUGUGAUUCAGAAAAGAACAGAUGGAAUCAUUGAAUUUCAGAGAACAUGGUCUGAAUAUCUGGAUGGAUUUGGUGACCUAUCUGGGGAAUUUUGGCUUGGACUGAGGAAGAUUUUUCAUAUAGUAAAUCAAAAAACAACUAGUUUCAGUCUUCAUGUGGAUUUGGAAUCUGAAAACGACAAGCGUGCUUAUGCAUCAUAUGAUGGAUUUUGGAUAGAUGAUGAAGCAUGUUCUUUUAAAAUCCAUUUAGGGCGUUAUUCAGGAAAUGCUGGUGAUGCAUUCAGAGGAUACAGAAAAGAAGAUAAUCAGAAUUCAAUGCCUUUCAGCACAUUUGAUGUUGAUAAUGAUGGAUGCAGGCCAAUGUGCACUAUUAAAGAACAGCCUGUAAAAAGCUGCAGUAACUUCAGUGAUAAAACUGGAUGGUGGUUCAACCAGUGUGGCCUUGCAAAUCUUAAUGGUGUUCAUCGCUACACAGGUAGAUUUCUUGCGACUGGGAUUCACUGGGAUACAUGGACAAUGAACAAUAAACCAGUCAAAAUUAAAUCAGUUUCAAUGAAAAUUCGGAGAACCUAUAAUCCAUAUUUCAAUUAACCUAUGAAAUAGAAAGAUAUCUCCUGCCAUUAUGUGGGAUAAUGUAUCAGGGUAACAUAAAUGCCUAUCAUUUUCAGUUAAAUAGUUCACUCUUAAAACUUUAUUAGCUAUUUCCGUAACAUAGUUAUUCAUUUCCAUUAUGGAAUGUCAGUUUAGAUGUUUGUAGUUUCCCACUUGAGUGAGAAGGGCACAAGAAUAGAAUUUUGGAAUAAGGAUGAAGCUUAGAGUGUUUAUCAACUUUUAUUCAGCUGCUUCUUAGGCAGUCUCAGAGCCACUGGAAAAAGUGUAAGAAACGCAUCACUUGAUUUCAUACUACAAAAGGAGAGUAAUGUUGGCUUUUGAACAUAUUUUUUCUAUGCUAUCUGCACAUCUGAAUUGCCAAGAAAUUGCAGCAAUUUUUUUUAAAGUCAUAUACCUGCUGUUUCUGUCAUUAUAUUUUGGAAAAAUACCUUUUCUUCACCUUAGCUUAAUUUUCCAGAACAAGCACUUCUUUCUAUACUCCUUCUCAGACCAGAUACACUGACUUACGUUAGUACAUAUGUAAGGUUCUGUAUAUUCUCAGGACCUGAUUUUUAAACAACGUAUGUAUUUAUAUACAAAAACUAUGGUCUAUUUUGUACUUAGGUUUCACAAUCAACAUGUUUCAUAAUCAGUUUUUUGCUGUACCAUUAAGAUUUAUCUUUUACGCAGUUCACCAACAAUGAACACGUUUUCAAAGAAAAUGUGUAAACAUUUCAUAUAACCUUUGGAGUUUUAAUUUUUGGAACUAUGGGCCUGAUCUUGUGUCCUUCAUUCUGACUGGCAUUCACUUUGUGAAUGUUCAUGUAAUGAAUAAAAGACUGAAUUUGUACAAAUCCAUUUUAAAUUAAGUAGUGUGAAUUGUUUGAAUUUCUCUCAGUAAAACUGGGAUAAUAUCAACAGAAAUGUGAAUGUGCUCAGUACAGCAGUGUUUCUAGAACUGGUAUCCCUUCUGUAGGAGUUAUGCAUGGCUAUUUCUUUUCUCUGCUUCAGUUUCCGUAGAUCUGCUCUGUAGCAACGUGGAAUUAAAUGUGUUAAAAACUCUAUAGGUUUCUUCUUCAUCGUCUCACACUUUGUAUAAGCAUUAGGAUAGUGAGCAUAAAUCAUCAUUAGCUCAGAAUUACUACGUUUUAGAACUUCUUUCCAAAGAUACAUAAAACUACAGGAGGAAGGAUAGUAUGUAUACCCUCUUUGUCCCUCUCUCUCUCCAAGCAUAUUAAGAAUGCAAUCCCUUUCUAACAGCAACAUGGACCCAGCAGCCUGGUAAAGGUAGAUACUAAAAGGAAAGAGCUUCUGCAUUAGAGCAGAAAAAAAGCAUUAGAGCAGUAUGUGGCUCUUUAAAGACAAUUAACUCUGGCUGCGAGCCUGGAUGUGGUCACUGUGUCAGGGCUAUUAUGUCAGAAGGAGUCCCUUGCAGUGGAAAGUACAAGUGGCUAGAUUUGAUGGAAAUUUAGUGGUAGUGAUGAAAGCCUGAGUCCUUGAUGGUGGGACUGGUGCUCUGACAACCAGGUCCAAACCUGUGAGCAGAAAAAGAUGAGUCUCAGUAGGGAAUCUGGAUGUUGAGUUUAGAGCUAGAGACUACUGACACUCUGAGGGUCCUUCUGAGUUCAUUAGAAUCCCUGUUUAAAAAUGAAGGUGGUAAAUGAAAACUGUAGAUGUGUCCUGGCAGAUCUUACCAUGUUUAACAAUCAGAUUUAAUUUCUCCUUUGUCAACAUUAGUUAGAUUAGCUGGCAGUAACAAGUCCCAGAGGAGAAGGGCUUGAAAGCUUGAAGAAUUAUUCUUGCAAACAGACAUUGGAUCUUGAAUCCAAGUCAAAAGUGUAAACCUAUACAAGGAAUGAAUUCAAUUCUAGAUAUUAGUAUUUGGGGGCCAGGGGAAUGCUUAUUGUUCCUUAGAAGAUGAAAAUGCUUCCAAGACUAUUUGCAGAGACUCUUUUGAAUUGAAUAGAUAGGCUUUAAUACCAUUACGCACGGUUCUAUUAGCAAGGUCACAGGUAGACACUGUGUUCUCCAUGGCUUAGAGUUCCGUUGCUUUGUGCUAAAGCUAAAGCGAAUCCAUUUUGCCUCAAUCUGGACUUAUGUCUUAAUUGUGCUGUAAGAUUUGAAUCUACAAUAAAGUGCAAAUAGGAUGAAGUCCAAAUUGCAAAUGCUACUCGGUUUUUACUCUUUUAAAUCAUUCAGGUAUGAUUUUUUGAGAUGCUGUUUUUAAGAAAGAUGGACACUGCUCUAUUCCUUUGUGAGAUUAGAAACCAUGUGUGAAAAUAGAGAUUGUUAUUAAUUUCUCCUCUUGUAUUUGCCAUUUUAUCUACCUGUCAUUAUCACACUUAAUGCUCCUAUGACAUCUACAAGUAAUUAGAGAACAAUUUAUAGUAUUUAAUGGAUUUAAUUCUUUUCAUGGAGUCUAGCAAGUGAGAGAAUCUGAAUAAGGUUUCUAUAAGAAAUUCUUAAUCAUGGGAAUCUCAUAGUCUGUCACUGAGUAUGUUGAAGUGUGAGUAUUGAUAUAAUCUGUUUUUGUUUUAAAUUCGAGUGUAUGCAGAGAAAAGCAGAAUGCUACAAAUUCGCUGGCAGAUUGCCUGGUGCAAACAGCCAUUUUAAUUUGGAGACAGAUUUAAUCUGAAAUACAGCAAUGAAAAUAGGAUGUUUUCCAUGUGAUAGAUGGCUGCUGUCUUCAAAGGUUCAUUCCAUUUCCUCUCUUUGAAUAAGACAACUGUGAAACAAAUAAUGUUUUAGUUAAACAGAGAGAAUAUUUAAGGGCAUUAAACUGAUUCCAGGGGCUUGUGUUUAAUAUGUACAGCUGAUGGUUCCAAACCAUACAUAAGAUGUUUGUGAUCAUAUGUUUAGGUCUAAUAAUCUGGUAGUUGUUGCCCAUACAGACUUAUUUCAACUAAAUAAAAAGGAACAUGUAGGGUGUAACAUAUUUAGAGAAACUGACUGAAUGUUCCAAAUAAAAAGUAGCUUGCUUAAACUACACUUAAUAUCUAUUCCAGGAAUGAUAGCUCAGACUAUGAAAAAUUGUCUUUAAAGGACAUGUAAUCUCUAAUGUUAUGAAACAGCAUUUCUUUCUUUUGUUUUCUUUUUCCAAGAGCAUGUCUUCAAUUUGUAAAUCUCGGUUUGAUGAACUCAAAUGUUUUGACCCAAUUUAUGAUGCUACAGUAAUAUAAAUAAAUGACAACAUGGUUUCCAUGGCCUGAGUACUACUGACGUGGCAUUGCAGGGUUCAGUGUAUUAGACAUCUGGAAAUAACAAAACAGUACAACCAAAGGCAUUUUACUUUCCGCUUAGAAAGACCUUAAUUGGAUAGUUAAAGAUCCGCCAAACUACUCAGAUUACUUGCUUCUUUCUUUGACUAAAUUCUGAGAUUUAUUUAAAACUUUAUAAUCAACCAUGUUUCAUUAACAAGAAUAAACAUUUUCAUUUUA